AUGGCAGACUCCAUUGAAAGAUGCUCUAUUAGUGUUUAUUCCUCAACUUGUGAUUUUUCACCUCUUCAUCCAUCAGAAACAAAUUUGGCUAGAUUAAAAGACUGCAAGAGAGGUAUUGUUUCACAUCUAAUCAAAAAUGGAGUUCGAUCUGGUGUAAAAGGAGAGGCUGAUGUGUUCAGUGAAGCAGAUCUAAUUUGCAAGCGGGUGGGACUCUUCACUGUCGAGGAAACAUUCACAGUUUGUCCCUAUCACAGAGAUUUUCUAGGUAUUCACUGGCGUCCCAAGACCUCUUCUCAGUAUCCUAACCAUAAGGGAACUGCCAAAGCAUAUCGGAGUUUUAACUCUCGCAUGUGUAAGCGGAUGAUUUCUGAGUUUGGAAUUUUAGUGCCAGUCGGUUCUGGAAUAUGCAGAAAAUGCCAUGGAGAUUACUUGAAUCUUCCAUCACCAAUAGGAGAGGUUGAAGUUCCCAUAGAAGACAACAGAGAACAUACAACAGACUCUCUCAAAAACCAGAAGUCUUCAUGUACUGAUGCUCCUUUGAAUGAAACAAAUGAUGAAGCAUGGACUUGCAGACUCCGUACAAGACGGACAGAUACUUCCAUUUAUGAAGACUUAGUACCGAGUGAUAGUCAAAGCAGCGCAGUUUGCAGCCAAAGUUCUAACUGGAGUCAGGAAGAGGAGGCACUUCCCCUUCAAGAAAUUCAGUUGGCUGAUGUUAAUGCAGCCAUCAACAUCAUAAGCCAAGGUCAUAUUAGUCCUCUUCGCUCAAGACUAGGCACAGACUUGGUGGAUGUUAAAGAACGAACUUUAAGGUACUACAAAAGGAAAGCAGAAGAGACUUGUACAGCUCUGCUAGAUGCGAUUGCUCCUCAUCAAGGACAAAGACUUAAGAGAAUAGUUUUACCAAAUUCAGAAUCUUCUGAUGAUGACCUUUUCAAUGUUGUUGGUGAAAUGUACCACAAUAUCAAAGAUGCAAAUUUGAAAUGUCAACUUUUGUCCCUGAUAGUACACAGGUGUUCUAAGGCUGAACUAUUGACAAAAUUUCCAGAGAUUACAAAACAUCAGAUAGACAAAGCUAGAAGACAUGCUUUUGUAUAUGGUCCUGGAUCAGAUGUUCAACUAAAAGCAUCUUCUCAACACAGAGAGAGAAUCAAUUAUGCUAAGUUACAACAUGCGGUUGAAUUUUUCAGUGACCCAUCAUUCAACGAGAUUUCAUCAUACACUACAAGGAACCUAAAGCUAGAUUCUGGAAACACUUUAGUAAUUCCUGAUAUAGUUAGGACUAUGAUCCAUUCAAAUUUGAUCAAACUUUACAAUGCUUAUUGCACUAGUAUCAACUUUGAGCCUCUAAGUGAGUCAACUCUAUAUGAAGUGCUAAAUGCAUGCAGUGCCUCAAAACGGAAGUGCCUGAAAGGACUUGAUAACAUUGCAGUUGAUGGUUCGUCAGCUUUUGACAGUCUGAGCAGCUUAGUAGAUAAGCUUGAUGAACCUCAACAAUGGAAAAAAGAUAUGAAGGAGAAGCUGUUUAAUGCACGACUGUACUUGAAGACUGACUACAAACUUCACAUCAAGCGAGAGGAUGAAUGUGCUUUCCACUGCUUACAGUAUGCACUGAGUGACCCCAAAUCAAGCCUUCUUGGUGUUACAUGUGAUCAUGAACAUAACCAAAACUGCAGCAGAUGUUAUAUAUUUGGUGAGGCUGUGACAGAAAUCCGUGAGGUCAUCAUAAAGACUCCAUCAGAAGAGCAAGAGGUAUUUUUGCAAGAUUUAGAAAUGUCCAUUACCCAAGUAGAAGACUGGAGAUCUCAUAUUGUAAGAACCGUGAAUCAGGAUGAUGGAAGAAUAGACGUUCUGCAUGACCUGAAGAACAACGAAGUUCUAGUGAUUUUAGACUGGGCAAUGAAGUACUUGCCACAGAUGUACCGGGAGAAAAUGAAAGACUUCUUUGGUCAGAAAGGUGUACACUGGCAUGUAUGUGUUGCAGUUUUCAAGGAUCAAAAUGGAAGUUUGGUGGUAAGCUAA
Magallana angulata is the source of this 2022-nucleotide messenger RNA. RefSeq lists its product as uncharacterized. The record is from RefSeq and is a predicted model, not a curated record. Bases 1 to 2022 code for a protein of 673 amino acids. Lineage: Eukaryota; Metazoa; Mollusca; Bivalvia; Ostreida; Ostreidae. The transcript is spliced from 6 exons.